UUGCAAGUAGCGCCCCUAAGUCUGGGGACCCCACCCCAGCGCCCCUUCCAAGCGCAAACCAGAACCCCAGCCACGGGGCUUUCUGGAUGCAAAGACAGACCCUCGGAUCAAGGAGCUGCCAUAUCAACUCCUCCGGCUACGGACAGCUCCCAUCACGCUGUCGGAUCCCAAUCCUAGCCCGGGGUCCCCGCGGCUGUAAAGAGCCCUUAGUCUUGGGGACCCACCACGCCAAGACCACCGAGCCGAAGGCAACCCCCUCAGCGACAUGCACUGCCACCCCUCCCCCCGCCCCCGUUAGCGUCACACCCUAUCCCAGGUUCCCCAGAUACAGAUUUCACACCCUAGGGCCCUAUCUGCCCCCCUGCCAGGGCCCUGGGCUGUAGUGACUUCACCCCACAAAUCUGAGCAUAUCAGGUCUGCUCUGGGAACCUCAACUCAGGGGCCCCAGGUACCGAGUGCCCCAGACGCCCUUCCUCCAAAGCCCCAUCCUAGAUUUAUAGCUUCAGUUUAUAGACCCUCAUCCCUCCACCUGCACCCCCCGAAUUAACUGUCACACUGUAUUUUGAAAUUCUGGGUGGUAAGGGCCCUCCCUGCACACCUUCCAGUAAGCUUUCUCUCAAAAUUUAAGCCCCAGACCCAGCUAUUUCCUCUCCCCCAUGUAGAUGUUUAUAUGAACCUCCUCCAUAGGGACUUGGGGGUGUCCACAGACCAGACCACAAACUUAGAGACCCUGCUCUGCUUCUGCCCCCAGGACAAGGUCCCAGUGUCUUCCUGCUGGGCCUACCGUUUCUGCUCCAGCAAGCACCAACCUCACCCCCUUCUCUGACUUCCACUUGAGCCUCACAAAUCUCAUUGCCAGGCCCCACCAGAGCCAAGUGAACCCAGGGGGUAAGGAAUUGCCUUUGAGAACUCCAGAGUCAGGUGACUGGGAGGCCCCUGUGUUUGGGUGUCGCUAGCUCAUCCAGCUUUAUUUAUUUGUCAAACAUUCUGACAUCCUUCCUUUUGCCCGCGGCAGGGGGACGGGGACACCACGCAUAGAUAGCCCUUGCCUGGGGUGAGAACGAGUCCACCACCACCUUUGGCUUUCCGCCCUGCCUGGCCAGGGUUUGCAUACCAUCUCUGCCAUAGCUGUGUGUGUGUGACCUUGGGCCCUUUGCUUUCUUGUUGAGUCCUAGGUCACCAGAGGCCUUUCUGGAUUUGCAGUUUCAUGUUCUGAGUCUGGUUUGUUUUUUUUUUUCAUACCUAACUUGGGCACCUGGCCCAUAAUGCCAUAGUGUCUUCAACCUGUUCCUGCAGCACCCAGCUUGUGGACCUAAAACCUCCUGUGCUCCCUGGGGCAGCCUGGACUUAGCAUCCUGACUCCGCUUCUUAACUGUGUGACCUGGGCCAAGGGGCUAGCCCUCUCUGAGCCUCAGUUUCAUCACCUCUAAGAUGGGCAAGCGCUUCCAGGAGUGGUGCUGUGUGGUCCUGUGCUUCAGCCUCAUCGCCUACAACGUGGUCCACCUCCUGCUGUUGACCCGCUGGGAGCAAACGCCCCUCGUUAUGCUGGGCAUGGUGGCAGGGGCUCUGCUUGCUGACUUCCUGUCCGGCCUGGUGCACUGGGGAGCCGACACCUGGGGCUCCGUGGAGCUGCCGAUCGUGGGGAAGGCUUUCAUCCGGCCAUUCCGGGAGCAUCACAUCGACCCAACAGCCAUCACCCGGCACGACUUCAUCGAGACCAACGGGGACAACUGCCUGCUGAUGCUGCUGCCACUGUUAAACAUGGCCUACAAGUUCCACACCCAGAGCCCAGAAGUCCUGGAGCAGCUGUACGCCUGGGAGUGCUUCGUCUUCUGCCUGAUCAUCUUUAGCACCUUCACCAACCAGAUCCACAAGUGGUCGCACACGUACUUCGGGCUGCCACGCUGGGUCAUCUUCCUGCAGGACUGGCACGUCAUCCUGCCCCGCAAACACCAUCGCAUCCAUCACGUCUCCCCCCACGAGACCUACUUCUGCAUCACCACAGGCUGGCUCAACUACCCUCUGGAGAAGAUGGGCUUCUGGCGACGCCUGGAGGACAUUAUCCAGGCCCUGACAGGCGAGAAGCCUCGGGCAGACGACAUGAAGUGGGCGCAGAAGAUCAAAUAACUCCUCCAGGCCACCACCUCAUUGCCAGCCUUCCCCAGCUCCCCCAAACUGAAGCCAUCUGCCAAACUCCAGCCACCUUGCGCUGGCCACUCCAGGUGGAGAGGACACCUCCUGGGCUGGGCCCGGGCACCUCCAGCCCACCCACACCCCCUUGUGACACAAUACUUGAGCCACUGAUUUUUUUCAUUUCCUUCUUUUCAUUUUUCCCCCCUUGGCCCCUCCCUAGGCACCUGAGCUGCUGUCUGCCAAGCCUGACUCUGCAAAAAAAGAAAAAGAGCCCAGCCCUUUCAGCCAUCCCCUGGGCUGAGGACAAGCUCACAGGCCCCCCACACUCCCACCACCCCCUGCCCCACUGGGAGCCCUUCAGCGUGGCUGAUAUCGGGACACUGACCUGUUCCUGUCUGUCUGCCCGCAGAGCUCUAGGAGCCCCCGGGCACAGCUGAGUGUCCCUGGACCGUCACCCCGCUGUGGCCCUGCAGACUGGACUCUGAAGGCCUGGGUGGACAGACAGCCCCAGUCACCACCUUCAGCCUAGCUUGUCCACCCAAGGGCGGCAAAGUGCAGCAGGGGUCUGGGGGCAGCCGGCCAGACAAAGCCAGAAUUUCCUGAUCGAGUCUGGAUUCCAUUGUCCCCGACCUUUCCCCCAUCUGCCUGUGUGAUUCCAGCCAGAGCUGACGUUUCUAAUCGGAGGAUGUCUUUGAAGGGCACAGCCCCUGCAAAGGGUCUUGGUCAUUGGAAAGGGACACGGUGUCCCUUCUGACUUGAGGGUAUGUCAGAGAAGGAAGAGUGGGGCUUUUUUGUUUCGGUUAUUUUUUUUUUUAACGGUGCUUGCUUGUUUAAUGUAAAUAAUAGAAGGCCUUAAUAUCUUUUCUGUAACACGGAGUAAUAUUUUAAUGUCAUGUUUUGGAUGUACAUAAUAUAUUUAUAACAAAGCAGCAAGAGUCUACUUAACCUGGGCUGCCUCCUGGUUCCUGAUUGGCUGGGGGAGGGGAGGUAAGGAGGCUGGAGGGUGAGGCCCCACCCACCCCUGUUCCCAGCUUCCCCCGCAGCCCUCUGCUAAGGAUGGAGGCUUUGUCCCCCGAGACAGUGAAUCAGUGUUGACAUCUGCUCCAGACCCUUCUGGAAGGGGGACCCGUGAUUCUGUGAGGAAUUUUCAUGUAGGAGAUCAUGGUGAGACAUGGAGGCAGAGCCCUACUGAGGAAUUCCUUCUGCAAAGGUUUACUGGCAUCUGGUAUGUGCCAGGCUCUGGCCUGGACACCAGGCAUGGAAAUGAACCAACAAACAAGGACCUCCCCUGGAGGAGUUGACUUCCUGGGGAGAGACAAUAAACAUAAAUAAAUGCA
Molecule: messenger RNA, 3470 nt
Organism: Odocoileus virginianus texanus
Lineage: Eukaryota; Metazoa; Chordata; Mammalia; Artiodactyla; Cervidae
Source: RefSeq, a predicted model, not a curated record